AAACCUGUGCAGUUCAAGUCUGGUGUUUGUCGAGCUUGGUGCAGUAGGCGAAAAUGUUGUUUAAAAAUAUAUUUUUAAUUCUUCUAAUCAAGUCUGGGCUGCUGUUAACUGCUGCAUCCGCCCAGCAAGAAUCAACUAACAACAGCAGCGACCUGGUGCUUUUUCUGCAAUCUCGUGCGCACUUUCUUCAUUUCGUUAAAAUUCCUACAGCCGAUCUGCCAUCCCCGUCAACUGGAUACUUGACCAAUGUUAUGCUGAAACCCGACAUACACAUAAACUCGAUAGAUUAUCAUCCGCGUACUAAGACGUUUUACUUUACGAACCCACGCGUUGGUUACUGGUCGAAAAACGCCCAGCUUUCCUCUAUUCCCUGGGAUCCAGAUUUCAUUUGUACGGCAGCUACGGCCGAGGUAAAAGAUCUUCGACUUGAAAUGAAAGAUGAUUCCGAAAAAAAGGAGCAAUCUGAUAAAGAUGAUUCCAAAGAAGACGAUGACGAAAAUGCCGAUAAGGUAGCCUUAAUGAGCGAGCUGGAUAGACUUGUUAGCGCUGCUACGCAGGGCAAACCGGUAUGCUUUGUUGAUAAGCUUGAUAAUAAAUCUGUGAUUUUUAAUAAAAAAUUAUCAGAACUCAAAAAACUUGUACACGAAAAAGAGAAUUGGAAUCCCAGAUCGAUUGCGGUAGAUUACGUAGGCGACAAGAUAUACAUCGUGGACACCAGCGAUGCGGCCGUCAGCGUCUAUGAUCUGGAUGGCCGAAAUAAGGCCUUGGUCUUCCGAAACGAUAACUGCUUACAAUGAUACCAUUUUUUGGUCCAACGGCGGCACUUCUCUGGCCGAAUCUUUCUUGUGCAUUAGAACUAAGUGUUCCAUUAUGGCUUGUCGAAUGAACGACACUGAUGGAAGUUGCAUUAACAAUAGUACUACAGUUUUCGAUGAAGGAA
Nasonia vitripennis (jewel wasp) is the source of this 940-nucleotide messenger RNA. RefSeq lists its product as uncharacterized. NCBI's taxonomy places the organism in Eukaryota, Metazoa, Arthropoda, Insecta, Hymenoptera, Pteromalidae. The coding region runs from base 54 to 797 and encodes 247 amino acids. The transcript has 4 exons. The record is from RefSeq and is a predicted model, not a curated record.